UAAACCUGACAUAUAAGAUUUACCCUAAAUGAGAUUUCAAACCUCUAUGAAAUAUCGUUGUGUUUACAUUUUUGUAUCCGGGUUGUCUAAAUUUGCACAUGCGCCAUAAAUUUGUACACAUGCGCAGUAACUUUUUAAACACGCACAAUGAGUUUAUCCGCAUGCGCAAUAGUUAAGGGCGCGAAAUGUGAAAUUUCAUUUUAUUUUUUUAGACCGACAUGAAAUCAACACCGAAAAGAGUUUCAUUUCGGUGUUGAUUUUAAGCUUUUUCCUUCUUGUUUUUUUUCUCUCCUAAGGCAGGUCUUUUGCUUACCAGCUGUUUUGUUAAGCAUUUUAAACAAGUUUUGGUGAUAAAAAAAUGUGUACUGCGGCGGUGCACUUAACGUCCGAUUUAUUCUUUUAAAAACCACUUUCUUAUAAAAAGUAUAAUUUAUUUUUUUGGAUAAGCUAUUUUGUUAUGGUCCAUUUUUGUGAAAUUUUGUAGCCUAGCUACCUGCUAACUCGUUUACCUUAUCGGCAACAUAAGUCGGUAAAAUGCGACUCAGUAGUCUAAUAUUUUGUACCGACAUAAAUUUUUUUCAGACUUUUUUACCCACCACACAUCGACUUUAUUGUUUGCCAACUGACUCUUUUAUCAAAAUUUGCUUUUUCUUUUUUAGUGCACUGAGAACUGAAAUCAAAUGCCUUUAAAAUUAGAAUACAAAUGUUAACUAUAUUUUCAGUUAAACAUAUAAAUAUUUUAAAAACGAAUUAACAGUCACUUUCAUUUACAUACUUUUUAUUUUAUAAACUCAACUAUCAAUUAAGUUCAACUAAAAAUUAAGUUCUUUUGGGCGCAAAGUCCAAUUUUAAGGGCGGUCAGUGAAAAGACUGGUCAUGUCAGCGUCUGAAGAUUGACAGAGGGUGGGGGAGAAGAGUAACUCAAUGCUACAAAAAACAAUAUCGCGCCCUGUAAUUAAAAACAUUUACGCGCCUGAUAAAGAGUAAAACUAUACGUAAGAUAAAUUAUUAUUUAUGAACACGCAGAUUAAUCUUUGAUCUAAAUGACAACAACAGAGUUGUGCAAAUUAAUCGAUAUGGACACCAAUUUCCUUUUAUAUGUUAGGUUGGACUGUGAUUAAAUUACAAACUCGAAAAAAAGAACAUCUGUUCACUAGUUUCAUGCCUCCACAUUAAAAAAUUGCGCAACAUGCGCUGCUUCAAGCAAAAUAUUAGUGCCUAGUUCUUCAUUAGUUCGCUUUCAAAGUACUUUUUGAGUAUUUCCAAAACUUUGUAGCAACACAAAAUUGCAAAGUAUUUUUAUUAAAAUAACGACACUUUUACCAAAAUCAUGUUCGUCGAAACAUGUCAAACAAACAAAAAGUGUCGUUAUUUUUAUAAAAAUUCCAGGCAAUCUUGUGUUGCUACAAAGUUUUGGAAAUAUAAUAUUUGAUAUUGCGCACAAGUAUAACGGAGAGCUUACAGUCGGAGACUUAAGUAAGUACGAAACGUUAUCAUACAAAGUUGAAAAGAAGAUUGUAUGUAACUAACUUUUUGAGUACUACUUAUGAGGGAGAGAGGGAGGGAGGGAGGGCUUGCAUGUCUCCUUACUCUUUUUUUCACUAGAAACGACUUUCAACGACGAUCGACUAUCUGGAAGUUUAUUUUGAAUUUUAACGUCGUAUAAUUAGAAAUUGAGGUAAAGGAGAUACAUCUUCUAUAGAGCUAUUAAAAGCAUACUCAAUGGACAAAAUGUUUGUGAUUAUUUGAAAUUUGGGAAGUUAUAGUUGUGUUUAGUUAAUACAGCCCUUAUAAGUCCUUGAGUACAUUGUUUCCAACCUGUUUUAACCCCCUCUCAUGAGAAGUUUUUCAUAUUAGAAAAAAAAUUAACAAGGCCUGGAGAUGAGGUUGGACUAGGUCCAAAAUACAGAACAUUCAUAUGCAAGCUAUUUCACAUAAGCACCGAAAAAAACAAAAACAACACGAGUUACUGGAAUGUGGAUUAAAUAGAAGAUGACAUCGUGUCACAUGAUGUCUUUUGAAGCAUGUCACUAUCUGUCUGUUUCACUUAAGAGGUCACAACGGUUAAAAUUUGGCUACAAUUUCUGAAAGAAUAAAUAAUGUUUUUUAAGAAAACAAAAAACGCAUUGAAACACUUUAACGUGAAUGUGUGCGCACACUUCAAAUAUCACAUGCAUGGUAUUGUUCCAUUGAGGAGGCAUUAUAUUUCUCUAGUGGUUUGAACAACUAUAUAUUUCGGGUUAUCUUUUUGCUGUGUUUGUCUCACCUUACAUAUACCUCCCGUACUGACGUUCUUUGCUGUUGUUAUAUUUAGCGCUACUACACAAUGUGUCUUAAACUCUGGUACACAUUUUGCAGCCGAGUGAAUAAUUUCCUCGAAAAAGUUUUUUAUAUUUUGGGAUAUUUAGUUGCUUCAAGACCACACCUAAUAUUGGCGCUGGUAAUUACACCAUCAUUGCUAAUCAUGGUUGGAUUCAUUAGAUUUUAUGAUUUAAGUCGAAUUGAUCAACUUUAUAUUCCUCAAAAUAGUCAAGCGAUGCAAGACUUAAAUCGUGGAAACCAAUAUUUUACAUUAAAAAUUCGAGUAGAAGAAUUUACACUAAAAUGGAGAAGUAACGAUUCAGUAAUAAAUGAUACUUUAUUUCAAUUGGCUUAUGGUGUACAUAGAUCAAUACUGAGUAUUCAUAACCUUGAGAAUGUCUGUUAUAAAGAUCAUCGAAAUAACUGUGUCGUCAAUUCGCCUUUAGAAAUGUUUAAUUAUAAUCCUGCAAAUUUAAAAGAUGUUUCAAAAACAAUAAAUUACAUCUACACGAAUUCCUCAAUUCUUGCCAGUAAUGGAAGAGUAGCAAAAAUGAAUUAUCCCGAUUUUUUCGGAUAUCUUCAAAUAAAUCGCAGCAAUGGAAACGUUGAAGCCAAGUCAAUUCGCACAAAAUAUUUUCUGAAGUUUCCAGACCACAAAGACUUAUAUAAUGCAGAAAUGGCAUGGGAAGGGCGUUUCUUGAAGGUAAUGAAAACCUUAAAGACCGCUUUUCAUGACAAGGACGUUGAUCUGUUUUAUAGCGCAGGGCGUAGUAUAAACGAUAGCAUAUUGGAAUCGUCGGAAUCAGAUAUUAAGCUCGUUUCAGUAUCCAUCAUACUUAUGAUAAUAUUCUGCACGUUUACCCUUGCUAAAUUUCGCGAUCAAGUUUCUGGUCAUUUUCUUCUUGGAAUGGGUGGUAUCGGCACCUUAAUUCUCGGAAUCGGGUCUGCUUUCGGUUUCGUUAUUCUCAUGGGAAACCCCUAUAUUGGUUUUGCUGGAGUGCUACCUUUUCUUGUUCUCGGUGUAGGGAUUGAUAAUAUUUUCAUAAUCACAGACUGCUUCGAUCGUCAAGACCCAAAGUUGCCGGUAGCCGAAAGAAUUGCAACAUCAUUGAGUCGAGUGGGUGCUUCUAUUACCAUGACAACAGUAACAGAUUUAGUUGCUUUUGGAGUUUCUACAAUAACAGAUUUUCCAGCCAUAAAAUAUUUUUGUUUAUAUGUCGCGCUGAGCAUCACGUUUUGUUAUAUCCUUGUGGUCUCGUUGUUCACGGCUUUGCUAGCUGUUGAUGCAAACAGAAUUCAAAAAGGACGAAAAGACUUCUUACCUUGCAUGUCAUUGCAGAAUAAUGACAGCAAGAAUACUGACAAUAAUAAUAACAACGAUAGAAAAGAAGAUGACGAAUCGCUUACUAAUAAGAUGAUGGCCAUAUACGGCACGCACUUAAUGAAGCUACCAAUCAGAGUGUUUGUUAUUAUGAUGUCUGUUAUUUUAUUGGCCGUCAGCUGUUAUGCUUCGACCAAUGUUGAUCAAAGUUUUGAUGCACUUGAUCUUGGACUUGAUGGUUCAGUUUAUUCGAACUUCUACAGCUAUGGAGUAAAAGGGUAUCCUACCAGCUUUCAGAUUAACAUAAUUCUCGAUCACCCAGUUAAUUACGCCAGCAAAGAUAUCCAGGAGAGAUAUGUUAAUUUAAGUACAAUUGCAUGUCAAAAUCAAUAUAUCAAAAACUUCACAUUAAAUUGGAUGAAGGAGUAUUUAAGUUGGGCAGAACACAAAAACAAAACUACAAUAGGAAGAGAAUUUUAUAAGAAUUUAGGGGAAUUUUUAAAAGAAAACAAGCAAUUUUUAGUAGAUUUAAAAUUUGAUUCUUCCGGAAAAAUAAAUGCUAGUCGGAUAAUCGUGUAUAGUGGCGACGAUGAUCAUUCUUUAGUACGGAGAGACGAAAUGGUUAGCCUGAGGAAAGAUUUAAAAUCGAAAACAACACUACCCGUUUAUGCAAUAUCGCUUCGCUUUAUUUAUAUGGAGCAAUUUGUGAUCAUCUUAAGAGACACGAUUCGAAAUUUAUCCAUAUCUUCAGCCGCCAUUUUAAUUAUAACUCUACCAUAUUUAGCAAAUCCCUUAGUAACAAUUUUUGUUUUCCUGGGCUUUGUAAGUCUUAUUUUUGAACUGCUUGGAAUGAUGUACGUUUGGCACGUUUCACUGAAUUCAAUAUCGAUGAUUGUUAUUGUCAUGGCGAUUGGAUUUGCUGUUGAUUAUUCCGCACAUGUUGCACAUGCGUUUGUCAUAUCCAACGAGGCAACGCCUACAAAAUGUGCUAUUGAUGCUUUAAGAACGAUGGGAAAAAGCGUUCUUAUGGGAGGCUCAAGUACUUUUGUUGGUAUCUUAAUCACAGCAUUUGCAUCCAGUGAGAUAUUUCGGAUAUUUUUUAAAAUGAUGUUUGGAAUCAUUACACUUGGCCUGUUACAUGGCUUGCUGUUCCUUCCCGUGUUGUUAGCAACUUUUUGUAAACCACCUCAUCUCGAACAGAAACAACUGCAAACGUAUAGAAAAAGCACUGUGGCACCAACAUGCUCCAGCAAAAUACAAAGUAGCUCAUCAUGAACACAAUAAAUUUCCUGGUCGAAUCCUGCAUUAAAAGAUCUUGGACUAAUUGUCAAGUUUACUAAUAUUAAACAUUCCGAAUCGAAAUACACAAACACUUUAUGUGGUCAAAUAUUUCAACAGUUAAAUAUAACUUCUACUUAUUGUACAAAAUCCUUAGUUGUUAAAAUUUUUUAGGUCUUUAAAAGUGUAUAUUUUACUUUCAAUAACUAACUAUAUCGCAGCAGGCUGUGAUAACGUUGUUAAUUUACUUCAUGACGCAGCGUUUUGUAUUGUUUUUAAAUAACGAAUAGCCCUUAUGCAUUUAUUAUGCGAUAAUUUUUAUAUAAAAAUAGCUAGCAUAAAAUAUUUUACAUAGAGAGUUAGAUCGAGGAAACAUAACGGCAAAAUGGUAGGAUGUUUAUGUAACGAGGUUGUAUCAGAACAGAGUGGCUCUAAACUGAAACUAUUAACAUUUAAGUAA
Molecule: messenger RNA, 5360 nt
Organism: Hydractinia symbiolongicarpus
Lineage: Eukaryota; Metazoa; Cnidaria; Hydrozoa; Anthoathecata; Hydractiniidae
Product: patched domain-containing protein 3-like
Exons: 4
Coding region: 2327-4897 (856 amino acids)
Cellular component (GO): membrane
Source: RefSeq, a predicted model, not a curated record